This is a messenger RNA of Nipponia nippon (crested ibis), 1503 nucleotides long. The record is from RefSeq and is a predicted model, not a curated record. NCBI's taxonomy places the organism in Eukaryota, Metazoa, Chordata, Aves, Pelecaniformes, Threskiornithidae.
AUGUAUGUUUUGCAGGUUCAAGAAAACUCCCCAGCUCAACAAGGAGGACUGGAACCUUUCUUUGAUUUCAUCCUUGCGAUAGGACACACUAGGCUUAAUAAAGAAAACAAUAUGUUGAAAGAUCUGCUGAAGGCAAAUGCUGAAAAAGCAGUGAAGCUGGAGGUGUAUAAUAUCAAAACAAUGAAAAUAAGAGAGGUGGAGGUGAUCCCCAGUAACAUGUGGGGAGGACAAGGUCUUCUUGGAGCCAGCGUGAGGUUCUGCAGUUUCCAGGGAGCCAAUGAACACGUGUGGCACGUCUUGGAUGUUGAACCUGCGUCUCCUGCAGCACUAGCUGGUCUCCAGCCAUACACCGACUACAUUGUUGGAUCUGAUCAGAUUCUUCAGGAGUCAGAGGAUUUCUUUUCACUGAUUGAAUCCCAUGAGGGGAAGCCGCUGAAGCUGAUGGUUUAUAACACUGAAGCAGAUUCCAUUCGAGAGGUAGUUGUGACUCCCAAUGGAGCCUGGGGUGGAGAAGGAAGUUUAGGAUGUGGUAUUGGAUAUGGCUAUUUGCACAGAAUUCCAACACAGUCUAUAGUAUCAAAGAAAAAGCCAGAAAGCAAACCACCUUCACCCUUACCAGAAGCUGGAACGCCUCUACCAUCUACUAAUGGUUACACAGAGACUCCAUUAUUGGCACCUGCUUCUCAGAGUGACAACUCUGACAUAGUUAUGAACUUGGAUCAUUCCACAGAUCAAGAAAUGAGUGGUUAUUCACCAGAAAGCUCACUUUCUCCUCCUCCCCCUCUCCAGAGAGUUAUGGAUCCAGGAUUUCUAGAUAUGUCUGGUAUUUCAUUUCCUGAACUCGCUGACUUAACAAAAGCGUCCAGCAUGUCUUCAUCGGCCUCCUUCAACACGCCAGCAGCAGAUGCUUUCGUAGGCACUGAAAAGUUAAUGAUGUCCAACAAUGACGCUUCUGCUUAUUUUGAAAAUGCCACAGCUUUGGACCCUGAAGAUGCAACCAUGUAUUCUGAAGGCUCAGUCAAGCAGCCUGAGUUGGACAACCUACCGCCUUCAGUUCCAUCUUUACCUUCUUUUGCUCUUCCCAAUGAAUUUUCUUCAAAAACAACACUAGGAACUGAUCCCGACAGCCAAGAAACAAAGCUGCUCUUCAACAGUAUCGAGAGCUCGUUAACCACUACUCCGGUGAAACCAGAUGAUGAAGCAGCAUGUGAACAGAAAGAAGCAGCAGCUGCAGAAGACCAUGAGUGAAAUGGAUGCUGCUUUUGUUUACAGACUGCCAUAUGCUGUAAUACUACAGCCUGGAAUAUUUUUCUGAUCUUGAAAGAAUUGAAGUUACUCUAUUUUGUUAGUGUAGGCAAUAUUAUAAAAGAAAUCAUAUGAAGUACAUAGCCUAUUGUCUUUUCCGGUCAUUGUUUAAUGGAUUGAUCUGUGUUCAAACUUUGAAUGCUGUCCAAAAUCACGAAAUUAAUGGAGAGAUUAAUGCAGAAACAAGUUGGAGACUGG